Molecule: messenger RNA, 2686 nt
Organism: Lycium barbarum (goji berry)
Lineage: Eukaryota; Viridiplantae; Streptophyta; Magnoliopsida; Solanales; Solanaceae
Product: pentatricopeptide repeat-containing protein At5g66520-like
Exons: 1
Coding region: 84-1736 (550 amino acids)
Biological process (GO): RNA modification
Molecular function (GO): RNA binding; protein binding
Source: RefSeq, a predicted model, not a curated record
AUACUAGGUAACAACUAACAACCAUCCAAACAAGCUAUAAACGACCAAAGGUACAUUGUAUUUUGGUUUAAAGAAGAGGUUGAAUGGCAGUUGAAGAAUCAGUUCCCGCCAAGCAGAGAGGAUCAAGAGCUCUUCAACAACGUCUCUUUUCUCUCUUGCAAAGCUGCAAAUCCAUCAAACAGCUAACACAAAUCCACGCCCACAUUAUCACAAAUGGCUUUACCCAAAAAAGCUUCAUUCUUGUAAGACUACUUUCUCCUUUCUUAACAUCUUACACUCUCAAAUAUGCCGACCAAAUUUUCCAUCAAGUCCAAAGUCCAAGUACCACUCUUUGGAACCAAAUUAUUAGGGGCCAUGCUCGUAGUGAAAACCCACAGAAAUCUAUUGAACUUUUUUGUGAAAUGGAAAAAUCAACUGCUAUGCCUGAUGGGUAUACAUAUUCCUAUGUACUUAAUGGUUGCGCAAAAGGGGGUUUAUUCAAGGAAGGUCAGCAGCUUCAUGGGAAGAUAAUAAAAAAUUGGUCUUUGGUAAAUGUGUUUGUUCAGACUAAUUUGGUUAAUUUAUAUUCAACUAUGGGAAGGGAAUAUGGGGUUUAUGAUGCACGGAAGGUGUUUGAUGAAAUGAUCGAGAAAAAUGUGGUGACUUGGAAUUCAUUGUUAUUUGGGUAUUUUAGAAAUGGGGAUGUUGAUGAGGCUCUUAGGAUUUUUGAUGAGAUGCCGGAUAAGAAUGUUGUUUCUUGGACGACCAUGAUCGCAGGAUGUACGCAGAACGGUAGAUGUCAACAGGCAUUGGCUUUGUUUCGUCUGAUGCAAAGGCGCAAUGUGGAAUUUGAUCAGGUGACUUUGGUGGCUGUUUUAUCAGCGUGUGCUGAAUUGGGAGCUCUGGAUCUGGGGAAGUGGAUUCAUUCAAGUGUUGUUGAGCGGUUUAGGAAUGAGCCGGUGCUGGUGUCGUUGUACAAUGCACUUGUACAUAUGUAUGCUAGCUGUGGUGAAAUAGAGGAAGCUUAUAGGGUAUUUGAAGGGAUGCCAAGAAGAAACUCAGUUUCUUGGACCAGUAUGAUCACAGGUUUUGCAAAACAAGGGUAUGCACACGAGGCUCUUACUAUUUUCCAGCAGAUGGAACGCUGGGGGGGAAAUGAUGUUACGUCGGAUGAGUUAACGUUCUUGGGUGUUCUGUUUGCUUGUAGUCAUGCUGGUUAUGUCAAUGAGGGGUACCAACACUUUAGAUGUAUGAAAGAGACCUGGGGUAUUGAGCCGAGAAUUGAGCACUAUGGAUGCAUGGUUGAUAUGCUAAGUCGUGCUGGACUUUUCGAUGAAGCCGUGGCACUUGUUGAGACAAUGCCUAUGAAGCCAAACAAGGCUGUUUGGGGUGCUCUUCUUGGUGGAUGCAAAAUACACAAAAAUGUGAGACUAGCUUCUAGUGUAGCUCAAAAAUUGGCUGUGGAACUUGAACCUGAUAGAGCUGCAGGCUACUUUGUGCUCUUGUCAAAUCUAUAUGCAACUGAUAAGAGGUGGCGAGAUGUUGUCAUCACGAGACAGAAGAUGUUUGGAAUGGGGGUGAAAAAGCCACCAGGUCAAAGCAAAAUUGAAACUGAUGGUACCAUUCAUAAUUUUCUGUCCAGUGACCUGAGUAACAAGCAUGCUUGUUCAGUCUAUGAGAUGCUUGGUCUUGUCACUACUCAAGCCAAAUUGCAAGGUUACCAGCCAAGUAUUUCAGAGGAGGAACUAAUUAUUUGAUGAGGAGUGAGAAAAUAGUGAGCAUCUUUACGUAAUGUAAAUUUUGCAGCAUGUUGUUGCUGUUGGGGAGAGGAAAGUUCUUGCUGAAAGAGCAGAGCAGCAAAAUAAUUGAACACUACAGGUAAUGUUCCAGCUCACAACGAUGAUGCUCGACAUAGUUACGCUACAUGUACAGUAAUUAUUGUAAACUCCUCCCCUUCUUUCUGAAUAUGCCCAUGGAUAAUCCAGCUACAAAUGAAAGACUAAUAAAGCCCAUUAUCUUCAUUCCACUUCCAAUUAGAUGUGUUAGGCACAGUGACAUUUGCCAAUCAUCUUAGAAAUCAAUUGAAAACGAAACUCAAGAGUGCUUGGUGCUUGGUCCCAAAUAGCAACUCCUGAUGAACUGCCUAGCUACGCACCCAGCUAGGCAUGAUCGCAGAAAAACACAAACAGGGCGCCGCUUGCCUUAAGUGAGCUCAAAACGAUGAUACUCAUUUGGCUCUUAAAUGAGAUAGGGGAAGUUCAAGAAUGAUCACAACGUUGGAUAUGAGUUUCUUGUAGAUUGCAUAUGCAAAAAUAGCCUAUCUUGCAGAAUCCCUGACAAUUAACUGACAAUACAUCAAUUUUUUCGGAGUGGAAUCAAGAAGUGAAGUAGCGACGUAAUGCUAUCGUGUAACCUCUGCAACAGCAUAGUUUUCCCGGACUUGAUCAUCAUCAAAAGCAACAUUUUACGCGUAGCUAGCAAGUAUUGGGGAUUAGAGGAAUUUCUAGUUGUCCCUGAAGGCGUCGUCUAGAUUUAUUACUGUAAUUCAAGUGCAAUACUAAACCUUAUUUAUCCUGGUUGUCGGACUGGUUAGUAAUAAGUAGUUGCAUUUGAGACAUUAAAGUCGAUAGUAGUUUUAUGUAAUACACGGCUCGUGCGAAUUCCUUUUUAUCUUUUUGGUUUAUGAGAAAAAAAUGAUUUAGAGUUU